CGGACAGCCGCAAUCCAGCCCAUUGACAACUUUAGGUAUGAGUUCACUAACUACCUUAACUUUAAGGUCAGAUACAACCAUCUUGUACUCUCAAAUCCCUCCCUUUUUCUAGAUCCAACAAGCAUGUCGAGUAACUAGUGGUCUGGCUGGCCUCUCCCGUUCACACUCGCCAGCGUCUCUCUCCCGCACCGACUCCCCUUCCCAUCUCCAUCUCCUUCCUGGUCAUUCUCACUCUUGACCACUUCCUUACUCCCCCGACGUCGGAUUUCUUCCCAUCCUUGUCGCCAUGGCGUCGGCUAUUUUCUUCCUGGAUCUGAAGGGCAAGACCCUUCUAGCCCGGAACUAUCGCGGAGACAUCCCUCUGUCCGCGGUCGAGAAAUUCCCUAUCCUCCUCAGCGACGCCGAAGAAGAGAGCUCCGCCGUCGCCCCCUGCUUCUCCCAUGAAGGAAUCAAUUACCUCUACAUCCGUCACAGCAACCUCUACAUCCUGGCCCUGACCAAGAAGAACACCAAUGCCACCGAGAUUCUCCUCUUCCUACAUAAGAUCGUCGAGGUGUUUACGGAAUACUUCAAGGUGCUGGAGGAGGAAAGUAUCCGGGACAACUUCGUCAUUAUCUAUGAAUUACUCGAUGAGAUGAUGGACUUUGGGUACCCGCAGACCACGGAGAGCAAGAUCUUGCAAGAAUACAUCACACAAGAAUCACACAAGCUCGAAGUCCAAGCCCGACCACCUAUCGCGGUCACCAAUGCCGUCUCCUGGCGAAGCGAGGGAAUCCGCUACCGCAAGAACGAAGUCUUCCUCGAUGUUGUCGAGUCCCUGAACCUCCUCGUCUCCGCGUCUGGUAACGUGCUGCGAUCGGAGAUUCUGGGCGCUAUCAAGAUGAAGUGCUACCUGAGUGGGAUGCCGGAGCUGCGGCUGGGCCUGAACGACAAGGUCAUGUUCGAGACCACGGGCCGCGCCACGCGCGGCAAGGCCGUCGAGAUGGAGGAUGUCAAGUUUCACCAGUGCGUGCGACUCUCGCGCUUCGAGAACGACCGCACCAUCAGCUUCAUCCCGCCGGAUGGCGAGUUCGAGCUCAUGAGCUACCGGUUGAACACGCAGGUGAAGCCGUUGAUCUGGGUGGAGUGUCUGGUCGAGUCUCACUCUGGUUCGCGGAUGGAGUACAUGCUGAAGGCCAAAGCACAAUUCAAGCGCCGCAGCACAGCCAACAAUGUCGAGAUCCUCGUGCCCGUGCCGGAAGAUGCCGAUUCGCCGCGGUUCCGCACCAAUAUCGGCACCGUCCACUACGCCCCUGAGAAGUCCGCCAUCAUCUGGAAGAUCAAGCAGUUCGGCGGCGGCAAGGAGUUCCUGAUGCGCGCGGAGCUGGGUUUGCCCUCCGUCAAGGGCGAUGACGAGCACGGCGGCGGCAUGACGGGCGGCUUCGGCGGCAGCAUGGGCGGCACCGGCCAAGGCAAGGCCAAGCGGCCGAUCAACGUCAAGUUCGAGAUCCCCUAUUUCACCACUAGUGGCAUCCAAGUACGGUACUUGAAGAUCACCGAACCAAAGCUACAAUACCCUUCCCUCCCCUGGGUACGAUAUAUAACCCAGUCGGGCGAUAUCGCCGUCCGCAUGCCAGAUGUACAAUGAUGUAUAGCGUUUUCCAACCCCC
Aspergillus aculeatus ATCC 16872 is the source of this 1649-nucleotide messenger RNA. Its product is annotated as AP-1 complex subunit mu. Bases 287 to 1627 code for a protein of 446 amino acids. The record is from RefSeq and is a predicted model, not a curated record. Gene Ontology annotation, molecular function: clathrin-cargo adaptor activity. NCBI's taxonomy places the organism in Eukaryota, Fungi, Ascomycota, Eurotiomycetes, Eurotiales, Aspergillaceae. The transcript has 7 exons. Gene Ontology annotation, biological process: vesicle-mediated transport; intracellular protein transport. Gene Ontology annotation, cellular component: clathrin adaptor complex; clathrin-coated vesicle.